Caenorhabditis briggsae is the source of this 2571-nucleotide messenger RNA. Gene Ontology annotation, cellular component: nucleus; preribosome, large subunit precursor; nucleolus. The record is from RefSeq and is a predicted model, not a curated record. Bases 1 to 2571 code for a protein of 856 amino acids. The transcript is spliced from 9 exons. Lineage: Eukaryota; Metazoa; Nematoda; Chromadorea; Rhabditida; Rhabditidae. Gene Ontology annotation, biological process: rRNA methylation; maturation of 5.8S rRNA from tricistronic rRNA transcript (SSU-rRNA, 5.8S rRNA, LSU-rRNA); maturation of LSU-rRNA from tricistronic rRNA transcript (SSU-rRNA, 5.8S rRNA, LSU-rRNA). Gene Ontology annotation, molecular function: rRNA (guanine) methyltransferase activity; rRNA (uridine-2'-O-ribose)-methyltransferase activity.
AUGGGAAAGAAGGUUAAAAUCGGAAAACAGCGUCGUGAUAAGUAUUACAAGCUCGCCAAAGAAGCUGGAUACCGAUCACGUGCCGCAUUCAAGUUGGUCCAAUUGAACAAACGCUUCGAGUUUCUCGAAAAAUCACGGGCCACCGUUGAUUUGUGCGCAGCUCCCGGAGGAUGGAUGCAAGUCGCCUCGCAGUUCAUGCCCGUCUCCAGUUUGAUCGUUGGAGUGGAUUUGGCGCCAAUCAAGCCCAUCAAGAACUGUAUCGCUCUUCAAGGAGACAUCACCACCAAUGAGACGCGUGCCGCCAUCAAGAAGGAGUUGAAGACGUGGAGUGCGGACUGUGUGCUCCACGACGGUGCUCCAAACGUGGGUCUCAACUGGGUCCACGACGCCUUCCAACAGAACUGUCUCACGCUGUCCGCCCUCAAACUCGCCACUCAAAUCCUCCGAAAAGGCGGUACUUUUGUGACGAAAGUGUUCCGUUCCAACGAUUAUUCGUGUCUGAUUCGCGUUUUCGAGAAACUCUUCAAACGGGUCCACGUCUGGAAACCAGCUGCGUCUCGUCUCGAAUCCGCCGAGAUCUUCGUCGUCUGUGAGGUGUAUCAGAAGCCCGAGAAGGUUGGCGCCGAGUAUCUCGAUCCGAAGAAGGUGUUCGCCAAUCCAGAUGGAUCCGAGGGAACGAAGCCGAACCCCCAGAAUAUGUUGAUUGGGAAGCAGAAGAAGGCAAAGGCAGAGGGAUACGAUACCAAUUCUCUGGCAAUUCACUCAAAGGUCAAUGCCUCGGAUUUCAUCAAAUCUUCAGGAUAUCUAGACAUUCUGGGAGAGGCAAAUGUGAUCCUUCUAGACGAUCCAAAAUGGAAAAACCACGAAAAAACGACAGAAGAAGUUGUGGAAUACAUGAAAGACGUCAAAGUUCUGGGUCCUCGAGAGCUCAGAGUGCUCCUUCGCUGGCGAAAAUCCAUGCUGGAAACUCUGGAAGCCGAACGGAAAGCCGUGGAAGGAGAAGCGCAGGAUGUAGAGAUUGAGGAGGAUCUGACGGAGGAGCAAAUUGAGGAUCGGGCUAUGGCUGAGAUCGAUGAGCUCAUCGCCAAAGCAUCGGAGGACGAAAAAGCGGCUCUGAAGAAGAAAAAGAAGAAGAUGUUGAAGGCAAAAGCCAGGGUUUUGAAGAGAAGAGAGCUUAAAAUGAUUAUUGAUGGAGACGAGGGACCACAGGCUGAGGAUCAGGAGGUGUUCCAGUUGAAGAAGAUUCGCAAGGCCAAGGAGUUGGCGGAGAUUACCAAGGAGACGCAGGCGCCCGAUUUUGAGAAUGUGGAAGGUAAGGGGCGAAGAAAAUCGAGUUUGAAAAUUCCUGAAAUUCCUGCUGAAAACCUAGCCAAAAUUCCAAUUUCAUGUACAUUUUCAGAUUCGGACGACGAGGAAGGACUCGGUGACGGCGAAUGGGAGACGCAUGAGCAAGAAGUAGGAGGCGAGGAUUCAGAUGAGGAUGAGAAUGAACUGAUCCAUACGGUGAACUCGGGACUUUCGAAGAAGGAGAAGAAGAACGUUCGGACGGAAUCGUGGUUCGAGAAAGAGGAAAUCGCCGGACUGAUUUCGGAUGAGGACGACGAUGACGAGAUGAAUGCGAUCGAGAAGCAUAUUGGCAAGAAGAAGAAGGAGACGAAGAAGUAUGAGAAUACGGUCUCGUUUGACGAUGGAAACAAGAAAAAGAAGAAGGGCAAGAAUGGCGCGGAUGACGAUGGUUUUAAUACCAAAGAUGGAGAAGACGUCGAGAUGGCCUCGGAUUCUGAAUCCGACGCCGAGAUGGACGACGCGGCCAAAGAGAAACUGAGUCGUUUCGACGCUCAAAUCGAUUUGGACGACGACGAGGAGGAGAGAUACGAGGACGAAGGAACAAGAGCCACGAAGAGGAAAGCUGAUAAGAAGAUCAUUGGAGAAGACAUGAAACCAGUGGAAAAGAAGCGAAGACUAACCCCCGAACAGCUGGCCAUCGGAGAACAAAUGAUUUAUUCAUCGAAGUCCGCCAGAGAGCUCGAGGAGAAUGCGUGGAAUCGGUAUGCGAACAACGAUGAGGAUCUGCCGGAUUGGUUUGUGGAGGACGAGAAGAAGCACUACUUCAAACAGACACCCGUUACCAAGGAGCAGGUGGCGUUGUAUCGCGAGAGAAUGCGCGAAUUCAAUGCGAGACCGUCGAAGAAGGUGGCUGAGGCGAGGGCUAGGAAGCAAAAGAAAAUGCAACGAAAACUGGAAUCGGCGAAGAAGAAGGCCGAGGGAAUUCUGGAGAACGAUCAAAUGGAGCACUCGGAGAAGGUUCGAGAAAUGAAGAAGGUCUAUGCGAAUGCCACAAGGAAGGAGAAGAAAAAGGUGGAAUUGGUGAGAAUGACCAAAGGAAAGAAGGGAAAGACGGCACGGCCAGGUGGACAGUACAAAUUGGUGGAUAGCCGUAUGAAGAAGGAUCUUCGUGCCGCGAAGGCCAAGGAAAAGACCAAGGGACGUGGAAGAGGACGUGGCGGAGGCGCGAAGAAGGCUGGAGGCGGAAGAGGUGGCGGUCGAGGCGGUCGAGGUGGACGUCGUUAG